Messenger RNA from Polychytrium aggregatum, 1844 nucleotides. RefSeq lists its product as uncharacterized. The transcript has 4 exons. Gene Ontology annotation, molecular function: dioxygenase activity; ubiquitin binding; zinc ion binding. The record is from RefSeq and is a predicted model, not a curated record. NCBI's taxonomy places the organism in Eukaryota, Fungi, Chytridiomycota, Chytridiomycetes, Polychytriales. Gene Ontology annotation, biological process: DNA alkylation repair; DNA repair. The coding region runs from base 192 to 1754 and encodes 520 amino acids. Gene Ontology annotation, cellular component: nucleus.
UGUCCAUCCGCUUCGCCUGCGAUCCAACGCCGACACAUCCUCCGUCACAUUCGCUGCAGCCACUUGCUGAGACUGUCCGCCGCGGCAGCCUUCUGCUCACCCCAUCGUUGAUUGAUGUCCCUCCAGACGGAUCGCCUCGUCGUCCAUCCACAGAUCACCGUCCUGCUCUCGAUCUCACUCGUCCUUGGUUCAUGUCGCUGUUACCCGGUUCCCAGCAUGCUUCUGCGUUCGACUUCGACUCUGGACUGGCAACCCUGUGCUCGCUCUUUGAAGAGGCGACACCCUCCGAGCUCGCCAAGGUGCUGACCAAACACCGAGGCAGCGUCGACGCCGCUAUCGACGCCAUCUUGUCGAGCGACAGAUCCGCGCCGACAGCUGCUCCUCGUCUUGCGGGUCUGAAGCGGCGUCGAGACACAGCCCGGAUCGACCAGUUCCUAGUGAAGCGACCAAGGAACUCUGGAUCUGAGCCGGACAGUCCGCCAGUAGCAGCCCCUGAGCCCGAUCGAGUGCAUGAUGGCUCGGAGCAGCCGGCGGAUCGCCGAGGACACCCUGAUGCGGCUGGCCGUAUGGAUGCUCCGAUGGAUGACUCGCUGCCCCCAGUGGUGCUGCCCAAUGCGCUCUCGAUGCUGCGGUGGCAGCCUCAGGCGAGAGCGCAAAAGCCGAUCCUGGUGACGGCCAAGAACAUCCACGAGCAUGUGCCCUGCGUCCUCUUUCUGAACUUUCUCGACAGCGGGCUUGCCGAGACACUGCUGGCGAGUCUGCUUGAGGAGUCAAAGGGAUAUGAGCACGGUCGAUUUGUCUUGGCCAACAAAGUAGUCGAAUCGCCCCAUCUGACGGCAUCCUACCUUGAUGCUGAGCGCAAUACCUAUGACCCAAGCAUUCCAUGGUACGACUCGGGCCGUCGCAAGACGAUGCGCUACUUCAAUCCGGACAUGCAGCUUGUCCGAGAGCUAGUGGAGCAAAAGGUCAACCAAGUGCUCGAGGAGCGGGAUCAAGCUUCUCCAACAGGACGGCACCCCGACGAACACCCAGGGCCAUGGCAGGCAAACAUUGCGCUUGUGAAUGCAUAUCGCGGAGCAGCCGAAGGUGUGGGUCCGCACACUGACAGGCUCACUAUCCUCGGGCCACGAGCAACCAUUGCCUCGCUUAGUCUCGGGUGUGGCCGCGUGUUCCGUCUCCAAAGAGUUGGCCGGCCCGGCGUCCUUCAUCAAACGUACAACGUCGUGUUGCCUCACAACUCGUUGCUAAUGAUGCUUCCGACGACGCAGGAAGAGUACAAGCAUUCGAUCCCGUCAAAUGUCGAUCCUGUUAUUCCACACGCCAUCGCCAGAACCACCCGUAUCAACAUCACGUAUCGCAUGGCGCGGCCGAUCUACCAGCGGUCGAUCCCCGUUUGCAAAUGUGGAAUACAGACCGACCUGCGGCCUGUCGUGAGAUCCGAAAAGACUUUUGGGAGGUACUUUUAUAGCUGUCCGGCAUCUCAAACUGCCGCCGAGUCGGAGCCAUUCGACACUGAGGAGAAGAUCUAUGUUGGUCUCAAAGACAUGGAUAAGUACUCAAGCGAUCUCAUCGGCAACAGAGGCAAGAUCCGGGUCGUUGGAUGCGGUUUCUUUGAAUGGCUAGACACGGAGAGUAUCAACGAGCGUGUACGUCAAGAACUGGACCAGACACAGCCCAAAACUAGAGCCACCAUGAGCGAUAAAUCACCACCCCGUUGUGACACAGGAAGGACCAUGGAUUCGGAUACUGGCUGAGACCGCGGUCGCUCGAAUGCAUGGGCAGCACCCAAGCAAGCAAGGCAUCCAUUUGUUUCAUAAUACAUCGUGCGUGCUUGAGCGGCCGGC